AAGAAGCAAUCCCUAGAAUUUAGAAGAGAGAGAGCAGUGACGAGUGACGACGACAAUGGCGAAAACUAUCACAAUCGAUGACGAGUCUCCGUAUUAUGUACAACCAGAGUAUCUUGAACUAUCACCCAAUUCCUUCUCUAUCGAAAAACUCAACGAAGCCGAAGACAACUACAUCUUCUGGAAACUACGGUUUCUCGAUUUCCUUCGAUUCACGAACAAAAUCGGAUUCGUCGACGGCACAAUCGAGAAACCAGAACCUUCCUCGCCGCUCUAUCAGCCAUGGAAACGAUGCAACGCGAUGGUUAUGCUUUGGCUGAUGAACUCGAUGAGCGAGACGCUUGUUAAAUCUGUGUUGUACGCGGAGACUGCGCAUAAAGCGUGGGAAAGUCUAAGGAGCAGGUUCGUUCCGAGCGUUGAUCUGAAGAUUUACCAGCUUCGUCGGAGAAUCGCGUCGCUGAGGCAAGGUGGUGACUCCGUGGCGGAGUAUUUUGGGAAACUGAAUAAAGCUUGGUUGGAGUUGUCGGAGUACGAUCCUGUGCCUGAGUGUAAGUGCGGUGGUUGCAAAUGCGAGAGUACGAAGCUAGCUAAAGAGGCGAGAGAGAAGGAGCAGCGUUACGAGUUUUUGAUGGGUUUGAACAGAUGCUUUGACGGUGUGAUGACAACGAUCACGUUCGAGAAACCUCCUCCGUCUCUUUACCAAGCUUUCGCUAGUGUUGAGCGAGCAGAAUCGAUGAUGAAGAGGUACAGGAGAUGAUUGAUUUUAGGAAUUGCAGGUCCAUUGCUCUCAUAACACUUUUCUCUAUGUUUUCAUUUUUAUGCCUUUGUUUAGAUUCUAGUGUUUCUUAUUUCAGUUGUUUCAAUGUCGUAUGGACAUUAGAUUCAUGAACACAAAAACUCUAAAUUUGUCAAUAACUAGAUAGAUUGAUGAAGCAACAAAGACGUAGGAUUCUUUUUUUUUUUUACAAACAAAAGAAAUACAUAUGAUGUGAUUUUGUGUGAAAGCAUUAAAAUCAGCGGCCAGCUUCAAUGUCCAAUAUUGGUACAUUCUUAAUGCUGUCAUAACCACGGCUACUACUAGUAUCGCCUUGUGCUGAUAAGGUUUGAACACCUAGCAAGUGUUCAUUCUCCUCAGGAUACUGAUCCGACCACUUAUGCUUUGUUGCUUUGACUCUCAAGGCCUCUAGCUCUGCAGCUACUUCUUUCAUCUUUGGCCUUUCCUCUCCCAUAAUUCUUGUACACUCAAUAGCAAUUCUUGCAGCUUCCUGGAUCUCACACUGAUUAUCCUCGUUCAUCACUUGCCCAUUAACAAUCUCAUGCAACCUAUUCUCUUUCAUGGCAGAACCAAAGUAACUCACCAGAUGUUUUGAUGUCUGUGGCCGUUCAAAGCACAAUGCCUUUUCACCUGAGAUUAGUUCCAUGAGGACUACCCCAAAGCUAUAAACAUCGCUCUUCUCGUUCAGAAGCCCUGUGUUGUAGUAUUCUGGGUCUAAAUACCCGAGAGUGCCUUGCACCAUUGUUGUGAGCUGCUCUUUGUCCAUCGGUAUCAGCCUUGAUGCACCAAAGUCAGCUACUUUUGCAGUUAAGUCUUCAUCCAAGAGAAUAUUAGCAGUCUUGACAUCGCGGUGGAUUAUGGGAAUAGAAGCUGAGGAGUGCAGAUAUGAGAGAGUUCCAGCGACUUCUAUUGCUAUCCUUAGACGGUGUGCCCAUGUAAGAGAAGAAUCAAACAUGGAACCGUGCAAGUGAUCGAAAAGGGUGCCACUGGUAAUGAACUCAUAAACCAGCAAGGGAACUUCGGUCUCUAGACAACAUCCCAAGAGCUUGACCACGUUCCUGUGAUUAAUUUGUGAAAGCACGAGCACUUCGUUGAUGAAUUGCUCUACUUGGCUACUGUCUCCAAGUCGAGCUUUCUUUAUAGCAAUUAUAGAGUUAUCUGACAAUAUCCCUUUGUAGACUGUUCCUUGACCUCCCUGACCCAGGAUUCUGCUUUCAUCAUAACCAUUAGUUGCUUUCUUCAUGCCUUCCUCAGUAAAUAUUUUAACAUCAACAUUUGAUGGCCCUGCUCCUGAGAGUCGCUGUAUCAAGAUGCCGCCACCGUUUUGCUCGAAGAAUUGUUGUCGGAGCUCAGUGUUUUUCCGGUGCUUAAUUCUCCGUUUUAUACAGCUUACGCCAAUCAGGAUGAUUGAGAAGCCGAUGAUGGUUCC
This is a messenger RNA of Camelina sativa (false flax), 2201 nucleotides long. RefSeq lists its product as uncharacterized. The record is from RefSeq and is a predicted model, not a curated record. NCBI's taxonomy places the organism in Eukaryota, Viridiplantae, Streptophyta, Magnoliopsida, Brassicales, Brassicaceae.